AUGUAUCCCCAGAUGCCUGCAUGGCGACCCCUUACUAUGAGCUCGUGGUGGAUCCUUAUGCUCACAGUUCUUGCACUUGUACUCGCUGGCGUUCAAGAAUACCUAUGCCAAAUUUCCUUACGCGAUGUUGAAGCAGAUCCUCAGAAAGGCGGGUUGUGGCAUUUCGUGAAAGUUGGCGACUUGACUGUCACGCAAUAUUUCACCUGGCAGUACGCGCCCAUCAUCAUUUCAGUCUUUUACGGCGUCCUUUGGCAAAUGUCGGAUUUCGAGGUGAAACGUUUGGAGCCCUUCUACCAGCUAUCCAAGAAGACAGGCGCAACUGCGGGAGAAUCGCUUAACAUGGACUAUCUCACCUUUUUGAGCUUCUUAGUACCGCUAAGAGCACUGCGUCACAGACAGUACGCCGUCAUUUACAGCUCGCUGGGUACAUUGGUCGCUAGUAGCCUUGUACCUGUCUUGCAGAGUGCCUCUAUGACUAUGUGGCCACCAGAAAAGGACCGUAAACUUAAUGGCUGGAAGGCUGUGAGAGUCGAACCGGCCUGGUCCCGAGCGCUCUCGGCGUGCCUUUUGAUAGUUGCAGCCUGUGGAGGAGCGCUGAUGUACGCAAUGCAGAGGAAGAGCGGCCUGCAGUCGGACCCCAAGGGCAUUGCAGGUAUCGCAGCUAUGGCUACGAAAAGCCAUAUUCUGACGGACUUCAAGGGGCUCGACCAGGCUUCUUUGCCUCAGAUACACAAGCAACUUCGCCAACGAAGAUACAUCUUGCACAAAAGCUCACUCUGGCAAGGAGAAUAUAUAACGAAGAGCAAGGAAAAGAUUCCCGAGCACGGCUCCGAUCCCAGGCCGCUCAUGCUUCGUCUUUGGGCGGGUGUGCCUUUCAUCGGCUUUCUCAUCCUGUUCACCGUUGCGGUGCCAGUCUUCACAUUCGUCAAGGCGAUGAGUAGAGCCACACAGAAGGUACCCUGGAUGAUGACGGGCCUAGCAACUGUCAUCCGCAUACUCUGGAACACCAUGAAUAGCGACGUUCGCAUGCUUCAACCUUUCUACAUCCUUUCUCUGCGACACGCCCCAGCCAAGACUCUUACACUCGACUAUGCUGGUACGAAUCCUCUUUGGUUGCCCUUCGAAGCUUUCUUCAAUGGGCAUUACCUUGUCAUGCUCGUCGCCUUUGGAUCCAUCUUUGCGGAGAUCCUAACGGUCUGCGUGACCUCAAUCAGCGUCGAUGGCAACAAAUUUAUGCCUGGAUUCGGCGGCCAAAAGUCUGACGACGACCACGACGGCAGCAACGACGAUGCAUCUGAUCGUUAUAACACGGAGCAAACCUUUCGCAGUUUCUGGUCGAGCUUAACGCUCACCAUGCUCAUUCUGAUCUAUCUCAUCGGCAUCGCUCUUCUCACCUACGCGAGGCGCAGUCAGAAGUUCAUGCCCAGAGAAAUCGGCACCAUGGCCUCCGUCCUCGCUUUCAUCCACCAGUCCAAGAUGCUCUUCAGCUUCAUCGACACGGAGAAGCUGAACUCAAGGGAGAUGACGAAACACCUAGAGAAGAGUGGAAAGACGUACGCGUUGGGCUGGUUUCAAGGAAGAGAUGGCGAAGAUCACUUGGGCAUCGACGAAGAAGAGAUCAGCAGCGCGUACGUCUUUGGCAAGGAUUGGACUGAGGGGCGGCUGAGACCAGGUAGAGAUCUGACGUGGGAGGUUUAUUAG
Molecule: messenger RNA, 1701 nt
Organism: Alternaria incomplexa
Lineage: Eukaryota; Fungi; Ascomycota; Dothideomycetes; Pleosporales; Pleosporaceae
Exons: 2
Coding region: 1-1701 (566 amino acids)
Source: RefSeq, a predicted model, not a curated record